UUAUUUUCAUUGAAAUCCAGGCAAACAAAUUAUUGUUCAUCGCAGUGGUUACUCUAUAGUAUAGGCUUGCAUCAUGUUGCGCGCUGCGAUCAAUUCCGCUAAGCCUACCGUCAUGCAUUUUGCAUCCAGAAACAUGAGGAUGGCAGUCCCGGCUUGUCAAGCCCAAGUAGAUCCCAUUCAGAAGAUUUUUGUUGAUAAAAUCAAGGAGUAUGCUUCGAAAAGCAAGUCAGCGAAAGAUGGCCUCGUGGACGCAGAUAACGAUGCUUUGAAGGGUCUUCAUCAAGAAAUCGAUCGCGUGAAUAAAACGUUCGGGUUCAAAGAAGCUGCCGAAGUUGAAAAACUUCCAACGUUCAAUUUCAGCGAGCCAGCAAUCGAAAAUCCUGCGAAGUUUGGUGUUCGGCUGUCCGUUUUAGUACCAAGAAUGACUCUAAGAGCUGGCCUUCUUCUGGGGAUGGGAAACCCCUUGCUCGACAUCUCGGUGGAAUGUGACAAAGCUUUCCUAGAAAAAUAUGGAAUGAAGGCAAAUGAUGCCAUUUUGGCUGAGGAAAAGCACUUGUCGAUGUAUGACGAAAUGAAGCGGAUGGACGGUGUCCAAUUCACAGCUGGUGGAGCUACUCAGAACUCUAUGAGAAUUUGUCAAUGGAUGUCUGGAAUGCGACGUGUGGCGAGUUUCAUGGGUUGUGUGGGAACUGACGAAAAUUCAACAGUCUUGGCAGAAAAGAUGUCAGCUGACGGUGUAUUUGUUAGGUAUCAGAAAACCUCUGAGCAACCGACAGGUACGUGCGCCGUGGUCGUGACGGAUCAGGGCAAAAGCAGAUCGCUUUGUGCGAAUCUUGGAGCAGCCAAUUGUUUCACUGUCGAUCAUUUGGAUGUAGAUGAGCAUUGGAAAUUGGUGGAGAACGCUGAUUUUUUCUACAUCGCGGGAUUCUUCUUGACCGUGAGUACGGAGAGCAUCCUCAAAGUUAGUGAGCAUGCAUUGAAGUCCGGAAAAACUUUUUGCAUGAACUUGGCCGCGCCAUUCAUCUCGCAAUUCUAUAGGGAUCGGCUUCUCUCCGUAUUUCCUCGGAUUGAUAUAUUAUUUGGCAACGAAACCGAAUUUGAAACUUUCGCGGAGGAGGAAAAAUUGGGUACGACUGAUCGCAUUGAGAUCGGCAAAAAAUUGUCUCAGUAUCCGAAAGAUGACGCUGCGAGGAAACGCCUGGUAGUGAUAACCCAGGGUGAGCUACCUGUGAUCUGCGUUCAGGGAGAUGAAGUGACGAUUUUCGACGUUCCUCACAUUCCUGAGGAACAAAUUGUUGAUACUAACGGAGCAGGUGACUCAUUUGUUGGAGGGUUUCUUUCAAAGUAUAUCAUCGGCAAACCAUUGGAAGAUUGUGUCAAUGCCGGAAUUUGGGCCGCGCAUCAGAUCAUUGCUCGGCCUGGACUCACAUUCCCGGAAAAGUGCGCCGUCGAGAAGAGUAUCGGGAACUUCAUUGUUGACGUCCGUCGCGUCGGAAUGGACUCGAGAGUGUCCAAGAAAGGUGAUGAGUAUUGGUCCCAUGCGGGAAGCUUCGAGAAUAUGUUCGCGAAUCUGGAAGAAAUAGAUCCGUGGGAGGAUCCAGGUCAAGUCUUGGGAGGCUACGCGCAUGGAUCCAUCGAAGCCGAAAUUUCUGCCAAUGCCAGGUCCGGUGACGUCAGAACCUCAGCGUUUCAAGGUGCGCGGUCAAUGGCAUCCGAGCCAGAGCAAGAAAAGAUUUCAAAAUUGAUGUCCGAGCUGAAGCUAGUGAACAGAAAGUACCAGGAUAGAUUCGCACCGAUGCCGACUGAAACAGUGAGAGCAAUUAUGAUGGGACGCCCUUACAGUCUCGAAUGUUACAAAACUUUUGCGGACAAAACCAGUCUUCUCGAUGAAGCCUUAUAUAGUGGAGAUGGCAAUGCAAUCCUUGCUGCUGUGCUUCAUAUAAAGAAAACCAUGAAACGAACUCUGCUUGUAAAAGCUUUACAACGACGACCAGUCGCUGCCCAACAUCUGCUUCAUCACAUGAAGCAGCGCGCGGAAAACAUGGAAGUUUUAACCCUCUGCAAUGCUCUUGGUCGGAAGGAGGAUGCUUCGAUGUUUCAGUACGCACUUGCUGUAGAACAAGAUCCGUCUCAGCGAAUCAAAGCCCUGAAAAGCAUUGUAAAGGACUCCAGUUUGAGUGAACACGACACUGCGAUUGUGAACGACCAUAUCAGUCUUUUGGAGCGUGUGCAACUUCCCGUGGACGCUGCUGAUCGCUCGGGGAAUUCGCGAGCAGUUCUCGAUUCAGACAAGACGUUAGUCGGGUCAUCUUUGCAGGAAUCCGUGUAUUAUUGCACUUUUUAUCACUGGGGUGUGAGUGAGAAUCACUUAGCGUGUCCUGGAUCGCUGAAAAAGUUAUUCCAAAUGAGUGAUAGGCAGUUUCAUUGGCCAGUGCUGAGAGCUCUCGCCAAUCGCAAGCAGUGGAAUCAAAUCAUUGAGACCUUCAUCGUGAAGAAAACUCUACUGCGCAGUGCGCGAUUAAAAGGGGACAUUCCCGCCAAGGAAUUUCUAGCCAUUUUACGUUCCGCUGAAGCACCUGCUACCAUGAUAGACGUUGUGCUUAGCGUCAGUCCUGUCGGAGAGUCCUAG
Notodromas monacha is the source of this 2629-nucleotide messenger RNA. Lineage: Eukaryota; Metazoa; Arthropoda; Ostracoda; Podocopida; Cyprididae. The record is from the annotation of a GenBank genome assembly.